CGCCCCUGCUCCUAAGCGGUCAAAUCCUGCGCUUGUACCGUAUCAUUUUUGUUGUUGCGCGGCCCGACGCAACACCCAACACAUUUUUAGCAUAUCAUUAAAAUUAAACCGUCGGCUAUGAUAGUGCUAUGUCAGUGAGCUUUAAGUUCAGUGGAAUAAAGACUAAAACAUGACGUGCUCUAGAGUUUUUGUGCUUCUGUGUUUGUGUGUUGAUUGGACUGUUAAUGCACAGUUUGGGAGUAUGACACUGAACGUGAAUUUCGACGGGUCAAGCAACGAAAAUUCGGAAAACAUUAAAGGUCCAUGUCCGCCCUACACGUCUUGCAUGCCCAUCAGUACCUGCCCUAUGCUAGAGGACCUGUUCGACUUUUCGUGCUUUUCAUCAGACAGGUACUUCCAUCGCCUAAACGAGCUGACCUGUGGCCAUGCAAACAGUGAGGACUACGUCUGCUGCCCGUCCUGCGAGUGUGACAAGAUCUACAAGGAGGGCGCGGAGAAGUGUGGCCAGAGCAUGGUCAGGGGCAUCAACUACAACGGGCUUGGGGCACACCCUUGGGUGGCUAGAAUUGGUUUCAAACACAAAGACACGGGAAAUGUGAAAUUUGCCUGCAGUGGUUCUAUUAUUUCAAAGAAAGUGGUGUUAACGGCCGCUCACUGCGCCCUCGCGGAAUUUGAAGACUAUAAUCAAGUGUCAACGGUGGUGGUCGGAGAAUGGGACUACGCCAAGAGUAUCGACUGCAACGAAUACUUCUGCGCGCCCCCGACCCAAGCCAUCAAGGUGGCGUCGGUGGUGCGCCACCCAGGGUACGAGCAGAAGGUAUUCCGGCAUGACAUAGCGCUGAUCGUGCUGAAGAAGGAUAUCAAGUUUUCUGUGACAGCAGCACCUGUAUGCUUGACCAGUAAUCCGGAGGUGGUUUUAAACGAGCGAGCUUUGCUGGUCGGCUGGGGGACGCUUUAUGGACAGACCAAUGUGGUGAGCCGCCAACAGCUUCUCGAAGUUCCCUUGGUCUCCCUAGAGGUGUGCGACCGCAUCUUCGGAAAAUCCGUAACAAUACACGAGGGACAGUUAUGCGCGGGCGGCGAGGAAGGGAAGGACGCCUGCUCGAGCUUCGGAGGAUCACCACUAAUGGUUAUGAGGAACGGGAGCUAUGUGCAGGUCGGCAUUGUAUCUUUCGGCUCUGAGAACUGCGGCAGCGAGGGAGUGCCCAGCGUGUAUAUCAACGUCGCGCACUACUACAAGUGGAUCGUUGACAACUCGCCUUCAUAACUUGCCCCGUAUCUUAGAGGAUUUGUCACACUUGAUCAUCAUCAUCAUCAUCAUCAUCUCAGCCAUAGGACGUCCACUGCUGAACAUAGGCCUCCCCCAAUGCUUUCCAUGUUGCCCGGUUGGUAGCGGCCUGCGUCCAGCGCCUUCCUGCUAAAGCCUCGUCCGUGAGCACGUAGAAUCCUGUCCAAUGACCCCACGCUACCCAUCCCUAUCGCUCGCGCGUAAUUAUGUUACUGUCGCGACUGUGCGACGGGCGCCCGCAGUGAGUGUGCGAGCGCGACAGCAACAUAAUUACGCGCGUGCGAUAGGGAUGGGUAGCUUGGGGUCAUUGGACGGGAUUCUACGUGCUCACGGACCAGGCUUUACCUUUAUGAUGUCGGACACACUGGAUGCGGCCCGUAUAUUGUAUGAUUACUUUGACCAAUGGGCUUAGUGUGAGUUUACAUCAAACGUCGUCACUAGCGAGCGCGUAAAAAAUAUAUAAGAUUUUAGUUAUUGAUAGUUUCGGGGCGCUGUACAAUCCGUCAUACAUACAUUUAAUGCCACUUUUUUACGCAAAGUCGACAUCAAUGAGGAUUUUCGCGAAUGAAAGAUCCGCUAGAUAGCGGGACGUGGAUGUGGGGUCUGACUGCUGCGUGAUUGGUGGAUUUUGACAUAUCUGUCAAUGUCAUGUCAAAAAUAACCAAUCAUGCAGCAUUUGGACCUCGCGUCUACGUAUUGCCAUCUGGCGGAUUUUUCAUUCGCGAAAACCCUCAUUGCGUUUGACGUAAACUCUACAACCCCUGACCACAGACAGCGUCCAGUGUGGCAAAUCCUUAAAGGUUACCCUAGUCGAAACUACAAAAAUAAA
Molecule: messenger RNA, 2117 nt
Organism: Ostrinia nubilalis (European corn borer)
Lineage: Eukaryota; Metazoa; Arthropoda; Insecta; Lepidoptera; Crambidae
Product: chymotrypsin-like protease CTRL-1
Exons: 9
Coding region: 170-1267 (365 amino acids)
Biological process (GO): proteolysis
Molecular function (GO): serine-type endopeptidase activity
Source: RefSeq, a predicted model, not a curated record